AUGGCCGGACCUCAUGUCACCGGUCCCCACUCCCGUCGAGGUCAUCGAUCUUCUCGACCCAGUGCCACAUACAGAAACACCACACACAGGAUCGCUAACUCGUCUAUUCACACCAACCGUGCAUUUCACGAGGUAUCCCCGACUCAAGAUUCUAGGACUGCUGAGGCUUUACACUUUAUCCUCAGUACCAUACCGGCCCAAUCUCAGACAGGAGUAAGGGAAGACACGGUAAAUGGGAUCCUCCUAACAAUCAUGACACAAGUCAUUGAAGUGGGGUCAUCUCAAAUGGGCCAACCGGAUUUUUCUGUAUUUGACCAAACACAGGAUGAUGAGACAGAAAGGGCUUUUGAAAGUAUGUUAUCUAUUUGGGGAGAAGGAAGUAAGAAAAGUGAUAUAGCCAAGGACCUUUGGGAUAUCUGUCAGCCGCCUGGGGAAGAAAUGGAUUUGACCGAGGAGACGGUGGAAGAACAUGAGGAAAUCGAGAUGUAUAAAGACCGGGAGACAUGGGAAGAUGAAAAUCUAUUUCGUCAAGCAUCAUUUACUGUCGACCGUCACUCUGCCACUGAGACGGCACCUCAAACAUGGGAAUUCGAACCUACGGACCCUGCUCAAAUGGCCAUGGAAGAUCAGAGACGGACGGAUAGAGCAGAAUUUGAUGUUCUCAGGGCUCGUCAAAGACUGAUGGAUCAUGUCUCCACGGUGAUCUUCGAUGCUCAACCUUCCACGACACUCACCGUCCCACCCGAUUUCACGGUCUUUGAUCGUCCACAGGUUUCUCAAGUGGAGAAUGACUUUCAAGUUCUUAUCGACCAUACAUUCGAUGGAGAGAGUAAAGCUGAAGUAGCUAAAACGCUUUGGAGGCAAUGUGAAUUGGAUAUGAAGGAUAUGAAUGAGACGAUUGAGUGGUCCGGGUGGCCUCAGGAAGAAGAGGGCAAGUCAUGGAGGCUUCUCUACUUUUGGAAUAACAAUUCAUUUAGGAUUGAUUGUGAUGAGGAAUCUGGCCCAUUUGUCAGAUAUGUAGCUUCGCGGAGUAUGAAAGACAAGCGAGCUUGA
Messenger RNA from Tremella mesenterica DSM 1558, 1053 nucleotides. RefSeq lists its product as uncharacterized. The transcript is spliced from 4 exons. Bases 1 to 1053 code for a protein of 350 amino acids. Lineage: Eukaryota; Fungi; Basidiomycota; Tremellomycetes; Tremellales; Tremellaceae. The record is from RefSeq and is a predicted model, not a curated record.